AUGGAUGAGAAUCGUCAGUUCUGGAUCGAUAUCCAGUGUCAAACAUUUACAAAUUGGAUCAACCAACAGAUAGAAUUUCCUCAGAUCACUGACAUAUCAAAAGAUCUCGCCAAUGGAGUAGCUCUAAUACGUCUUAUUGAAGCCCUACAAGGAAGGAAAUAUUAUGGAAAGAUCUAUGAGGACGAUCCUACAGAAAUUCAGAUGCUGCUCAAUGUACAGAUGGCUUUGGACGCGCUUAGAGAAGAUGGCGUGAAAACUGUAAAUAUAGGUUCGCAGCAUAAUGCUAAGACGAUUUUAAUGUUGACCCAGGCGUCAAACAGUCUCGAAUUGCCUCCGUCUGCCUCUGAUGUAGUCUGCGCAGAAAUAUACGGUUGUAAGAAAAAUCGUAUGGAAAUUCCAGGAAGUCACGACGUAGUCGAAGGCAACACAAAACUUAUACUUGGUCUCAUAUGGUGCCUUAUACAGCGAUAUCAGAUCGCAUCUCGGAGUAAGAUUCCUCCGAAAAAGCUAGUCAUGGCUUGGAUCCAGUCAGUUGUUCCGGAGUUGAAGCUCACAAACUUUCGAACUAACUGGAACGAUGGAAGAGCACUAAGUGCUCUACUCGAAUAUUGCCAACCGGGAUUAUGCCCGGAGUGGAAAGGGUUGGACGCCGAACAAGGCCUUGCCAAUUGCGAAAAAGCACUCAAACUGGCCACUCAGUAUUUGGCCAUACCUCCCAUUAUCUCUGCAGCUCACCUUAACAGUCCACACUUGGACGAGCUGUCGUGUAUAACCUAUUUAUCUUAUUUCAUAAUGAGAGGAGCUUGCGGAUAUAGGGCUACUCUUUACAGAGUCCAACAACUCCUUCCUGAUAGCGUAGUUGAAGAUUUUGAGAUGUCAUGGUGUGACGGAUAUUUGUUGUCCUUACUGGUUGAAGCUGUUGGAGGACCGGCUAUUGACGUUGAACAGAUGAGAUUCGAUACGUUUGAAGAUUGCGUUGAAAACAUUAACAUUGGUAUCAUGGCCUUAGCGGCUGCCUUAUGUUCAGUUGGACCUCAACCGAAUUUUCCAACAACACAAUGUUUCAUAAAUCAGCAGGUCAACCUCGAUCUAGCGUUUGCUGAUGGUGGUGAAGUACGUGUAGAUGAACUCGGCGUACGUGGUGAGUCAGUAAUCUCUUUUUUUUUUGCCCCACCUGUAGAUUGA
Strongylus vulgaris is the source of this 1185-nucleotide messenger RNA. The record is from the annotation of a GenBank genome assembly. NCBI's taxonomy places the organism in Eukaryota, Metazoa, Nematoda, Chromadorea, Rhabditida, Strongylidae.